CCCCGAUUGAAGGCAUUGGUAGUUGUCAGCACGGAUUGGUUUGUCAUGGACCAACCAAAUUACUAACCCUGCUAAAUGCAAAAAAAACUCGAAACUUGGAAGUUUGAUUUCGAGCGCCGUGUCCCUGCGUUGUAAGGCUGAAAAAAUACUAGCUUCUUUUCCCCGAUGUGAGCUGCUGCGAGGAAACAUGAUCCGUCGACAAGCCUCGGCUAACGUUAGCUGAGGACUGUGUGAGUAAGCUAUGGAGCAGUACACCACUGCCACCACUACCACUGGGGAGCAGAUUGUCGUGCAGACUGCCAAUGGACAGAUCCAGCAGCAGACACAGGGCACAGUGACGGCUGUGCAGCUGCAAACAGAGGCGCCAGUGGUGACGGCCUCAGGCCAGCAGGUGCAGACACUCCAGGUAGUCCAGGGUCAACCCCUGAUGGUUCAGGUGAGCGGUGGACAGCUCAUCACGUCGUCAGGGCAACCCAUCAUGGUGCAGGCCAUGUCAGGGGGUCAGGGUCAAACCAUAAUGCAGGUCCCUGUAUCUGGAGCUCAGGGGCUACAGCAGAUCCAGCUGGUGCAGCCAGGUCAGAUCCAGCUCCAAGGUGGUCAGACUCUCCAGCUCCAGGGCCAGCAGGGUCAGCCUCAGCAGAUCAUCAUCCAGCAGCCCCAGACAGCCAUCACAGCAGGACAGAACCAGGGCCAGCAGAUCAGUGUGCAGGGCCAACAGGUGGCACAGACGGCCGACGGACAGACCAUCGUCUACCAGCCUGUCAAUGCAGAUGGCACCGUCCUGCAGCAGGGAAUGAUCACAAUUCCAGCUGCCAGCUUGGCCGGUGCCCAGAUUGUACAAGCAGGGAGUGCAAACACCAACACCACCAACAGCGGCCAAGGCACUGUGACCGUCACCCUGCCCGUCUCCGGCAACAUGGUCAAUGCAGGUGGAAUGGUCAUGGUAAGACCUUGUGCAGAGAUGGUUCCUGGAGGCGGCGGCGUUCCCACGAUGCAGCGUAUCCCCCUGCCAGGGGCCGAAAUGCUCGAGGAGGAGCCUCUGUACGUCAACGCCAAACAGUACCAUCGCAUCCUGAAGCGAAGACAGGCCAGGGCCAAGCUCGAGGCUGAGGGCAAGAUCCCCAAAGAAAGAAGGCAGAAAUACCUACACGAGUCUCGCCAUCGCCACGCGAUGCAGCGCAAGCGAGGGGAUGGAGGACGUUUCUUUUCCCCUAAGGACAAGGAGGAAAUGGCUCUGGCCUUGGCACAACAGCAGCAGGAAGUGGCCCAGGGGACAGAUGAGACAGUGGCUCAGAUGAUCAGAGUCUCAUAGCACUGUUGUCUGGACUCUACCACACCCGAGACUCUUCAUCCCAUCCAACCAUCUGCCGCGGCCUCGCCAUCCACUCUUACCCUCCACCAAACCACAACGCUGCCACUGGGAGUUUUCUGUCAUCUCUCUACUCCUAAACUGGUCUUCCAGGGAGCCCGUGGACUGCUGAGGUCGUCUUCAUCCAAACGGAAGAUGCUAUCAUGCUCAGUUUAUCUGGCAGAAAACUUUUUAUUUUUUGUUUUCGUAGGGUUUGUUUUUGGACAAUAAUGAAAAAGGAAUCUUUUUUUUUUUUUUGUGUGUAACCAGGACCAGUCACACAGAGGAAACGACAGCCAUGACGCCAUACUCUGUCAUAAGCUGGUGUGUUAAAAAUAUGAAAGUUUGUCGUCGGUGAUUAAUUUUUGCUUUAAAUAUUUUAUGUAAAUGGUAGCUGUUUUAUUUUUUUUUUUCAGAGACGUUUGUUUAGCGUUAAUGCUACACUGCUGUUGUAUAUCUUUUGUGAUGCCCCUCGUUUUGAAUUUUUAUUUUUUUCGACCCCGUACCGUAGGGGUGGACUCAGCAGAUUAAGUCCAGCCUGAGUCCUAAUGUGAAGAUGUUGUACAGAGUCUUUUCUUCCCCAGUGUUUUUGGAUAUAUUUACGAAUUUGCCCAGUUCUGUGGAUGCAUUUUAUACAGUAAGUAGUCAUUGUUUGUAGUAAAAAAAAAAAAAAAGUUCAGUGGUACACCACAUUACACACUAUCCAUGUAGUUGCUUCAUCAGUGAGUCCACCUGUUUUUCAUUGUAGAUAAAUGAAUUAUUUUUUUUUUUUACCCAUCAGAUGCAGUCCUGCAAUGUUAUUUUUUUUAUAAUGAAAAAAAGAUUGGACUUUGCAUUCAUUGAAUCUAUGUCAAUUAAAUUUUAUUAAGAGACUCGA
This is a messenger RNA of Mugil cephalus (flathead mullet), 2225 nucleotides long. It is a transcript of the gene nfyal, whose product is annotated as nuclear transcription factor Y, alpha, like. Bases 242 to 1312 code for a protein of 356 amino acids. Gene Ontology annotation, cellular component: CCAAT-binding factor complex. Gene Ontology annotation, molecular function: DNA-binding transcription factor activity, RNA polymerase II-specific; RNA polymerase II cis-regulatory region sequence-specific DNA binding. The transcript is spliced from 10 exons. Lineage: Eukaryota; Metazoa; Chordata; Actinopteri; Mugiliformes; Mugilidae. The record is from RefSeq and is a predicted model, not a curated record. Gene Ontology annotation, biological process: regulation of transcription by RNA polymerase II.